AUGAUAUUACAGAUAAUAGUAUAUAUAAUAAUUUUUUAUCUUGCUCAUAAUACAAUUAAAAAAUAUAGAAAAAUUCAUCCAAAUGAAGUCCCAGGACCAACACCAAUCCCAAUUUUAGGUAACCUUCAUCAGUUGAUAAGUAAAAAGCCUCAUGUGGAUUUAACAAAUAUGUCAAAAAAGUAUGGUCCAUUAACAAGAAUUUGGUUAGCCGAUUUAUACACAGUAAUUAUUUCAGAUCCAAAUUUAAUUAGAGAAGUUUAUGUAGAUAAUUUUGAUAAUUUUAUGAAUAGACCUAAAAUUCCUUCAAUAGAACAGUCAACUGAUUUUCAUGGUACUAUUAGCUCGAGUGAUAAUGAUUGGAAAAGAAAUAGAGAAAUUGUUUCAGUUGCAUUAAGAAAAACCAAUAUUAAACAUAUUUAUCAACUAUUGGAUUACCAAGUUGAUGUUUUAAUAGAGUCAAUGAAAUCAAUAGAAAAGGCAGGUGAAGCAUUUGAUCCAAGAUAUUAUUUAACACGUUUUACAAUGUCUGCAAUGUACAAAUUAAUCUAUAACAAGGAUGUUCCAAAAGAUGAAGAUAUCAAUAAUGGUGAAAUCAAAGACUUAAUGAAACCUUUACAACAAAUUUUUAUAGACUCUGGUAAAGGUUCAAUUUUUGACGUAUUAGAAAUAGGUAGACCAUUUUACAAGCUUUAUUUGAAAUAUAUCAAUAAAAACUUCAUUAAAAUGUUGGAUUAUUCAAGAGGUAAAUUCAAAGAACACCUUAAAGACUAUAACCCAGAGGUUCAAAGAGAUCUUUUAGAUAUUUUAAUCAAAGAGUAUGGCCAUGAAAACGAAGACGAUAUCUUAUGGGUUCUAUCAACGGUAACAGGGCUUUUCUUAGCUGGGGUUGAUACCUCUAGUACAGGUUUGGAAAUAAUGCUAUUAUUAUUAAUCAACUACCCAGAAAUUCAAGAAAAAGCAUAUCAAGAAAUUAAAAGUGUAAUGAAAGACAGAUCAAAAGUGUUGUUAUCAGAUAGACAAUCAAUGCCAUUUGUUGUUGCUGUAUUAAAGGAAUCAAUUAGAUACUUACCUAUUUCUCCAUUUGGUUUACCAAGAACUACCAGAAAUGAUAUGGUUAUCGGUGGAAAGUUCAUACCACGUGAUUCUCAAAUUUUAAUCAACUACCAUGCUUUAAGUGUUAAUGAAGAGUACUGGGAAAAUCCAAGUGAGUUUAAUCCACUUAGAUUCUUAAAAUCCGAUUCUAAUCCAGCAUAUAUUCCUUUUUCAAUUGGAAAUAGAAAUUGCGUGGGUGCAAAUUUCGCCAACGAUGAAAUGUUUCUUGCUUUGUCAAAUAUGAUUUUAAAUUUCAAAUUCAAAUCAAUAGAUGGUAAGCCAAUUGAUGAAACUCAAUGCUAUGGCUUAUCAUUAAAACCAAACCCAUUUAAAAUUAUUUUAGAAUCUAGAACAUAA
This is a messenger RNA of Dictyostelium purpureum, 1449 nucleotides long. RefSeq lists its product as uncharacterized. The record is from RefSeq and is a predicted model, not a curated record. The transcript has 5 exons. Gene Ontology annotation, molecular function: heme binding; iron ion binding; oxidoreductase activity, acting on paired donors, with incorporation or reduction of molecular oxygen. Bases 1 to 1449 code for a protein of 482 amino acids. Lineage: Eukaryota; Evosea; Eumycetozoa; Dictyosteliales; Dictyosteliaceae.